AUGUCGUUGCUAAGACCCAGCAGCUGUGUCCAGGGACUUCGUUCCUUCCUGAGACCAUUCAGUAAUACAGCAUUAAGACUCCAGGAAAAUCUCAACAGACCACUCGUUCCCCAGAGGGUCGGAGGCAGACCUCCUCCAGUCAGAAGAAGCUUACCAUAUACCAACUUGAGCAACCCAGAACUCGAAAGAACCAGAGUUGUGCCUCUCUUUAAAACAUACUACGGUGGUAACCCAUACCAUGACGAUGUGAUGAGCAGGUUAAACGCACUUUUGCGUAAGCAUCAUAGACUUCCCACUCGUGUUCUUAGCGAGAAGGAAGCCAAGGAGAGUUUAUUCAUUUCUUUUUCAGAAUACCAAGAAAGAGCCCAGUCCGGUACGAGGAUUAGAGCUGUUCACUACAGAGAGUUUACACAGGCGUUGAACAAGCUCAGAGUUAUAGAAACUGAGCUCAUGCCUCAAGAUGUGAUCCAGACAUUGGAUGAGUUCAGCAGAAAGACCAGUACCGAUAAGGUGGUUGCCCAGAGGUUCGUGAGAACUUUGGAUGAGUUUGGUAGAGCCAACACGGUGGGUAAGAGAAAAGAUGCCGUGGCAAACAUCAGCAUGGUCAGAGGUGAAGGUUUGAUCUUGGUCAAUGGUAAGAAGCUGACUGAGUACUUCACCAGAACUAUCGACACUGGCAAGCUAGUAUACCCCUUCCAGGUGGUGGCUCAAGAAGCCCAAUACAACGUCUUCAUUACGUGUAGCGGAGGAGGUGUUAGCGGUCAGGCUGAAGCUAGCAUGUACGGCAUUGCAAAGGCAUUGCUCGUGUUCAACCCAUUGCUCAAGCCAAGGUUAAGAAAGGCUGGCUUGGUGACCAGAGACAACAGAAUAGUUGAGAGAAAGAAGCCUGGUAAGGUCAAGGCUAGAAAGUCCCCUACCUGGGUCAAGCGUUAA
This is a messenger RNA of Candidozyma haemuli, 933 nucleotides long. It is a transcript of the gene MRPS9, whose product is annotated as mitochondrial 37S ribosomal protein uS9m. The record is from RefSeq and is a predicted model, not a curated record. Gene Ontology annotation, molecular function: RNA binding; structural constituent of ribosome. Gene Ontology annotation, biological process: translation. Gene Ontology annotation, cellular component: ribosome; mitochondrial small ribosomal subunit. The transcript has a single exon. Bases 1 to 933 code for a protein of 310 amino acids. NCBI's taxonomy places the organism in Eukaryota, Fungi, Ascomycota, Pichiomycetes, Serinales, Metschnikowiaceae.